UGCGCGACUGGCGGUUUCCCCCCUCCGGUGGCUUUUCUGCGUAUUCGCCAUUUUGAUCAAUGCUGUGGCGUUUACCUGCCCUUUAGAGGCUAAAGGCGUUGCACGUCCAAAGCUACAAAGCGAGUCCCGCGCAAGAAGGAACCGGCACCAAGGUGAGGCAUACCGCGACCCAGGAGCCGAGGCGGCGGUGGCGUAGGAGACGUUUACAUAGGCACUGAUCGUCGAGCCGGUCCGAUGCGGGGCUGUGUACUUUGCGCGGUCUAUUAUGUUUGUCUCAACCGUGGCCCGUCGUCAUCUUCAGUGCUUUAAGGAGGAGCUCAGCCCGCCAGCGGCACAACGAUGAGCAUCGAGUACCUGCGCGAGUACGGAGACCUCAUGGAGCCGGGCGACUACGACGGCACCGCCAUGCCUGGCCCCCCGCCACCGGCCCGGGAUGAGCGUCAGAGGGACCGCGACAGGGGCCGACGGGGCGAACGCAACCGAGGUCGGGAAUACCGCGGCCGAGACCGGGAGCGCGACCGCAUGCUGGAGCGGGAGCGGAUGUUGGAGCGUGAGCGCAUGCUCGAACGCGAGCGUUUGAUGGACCGCGAGCGUCUGGUGGACCGGGAGCGUCUGAUGGAACGUGAGCGCCUGUUGGAUCGCAACUUCUACGAUCGUCGUGACUACGAUACGUCACCGGUUGGCCGCGAGAUGGCAGCUCGCGAUGUGGCAGCUCGCGAUGUGGACUACCGUGGCCUGGACGAACCACCAGACCGAUACCCCCGGCGGAGAGAAUACGACGACAUAGACCGCGACCGGCCGAGGCGCCGCGAUCGUGACCGGGACCGGCCCUACCGUGACCACUCGUGGGACCGGGACCGCGGACGGGACCGAGACCGUGACAGGGAUCGAGACCGGGACCGCAGUCGGGACCGAGAUCGCAUGUUGGAUCGCCGCGAUGAGAUUCCAAACAGCACCAUUAUGGUUCGGGGCAUGCCGGUGGACACAACGGACGCCGAUCUGCGAAAUGAAGUGGUUCGCUACGGCCUUGAGCCGAAGGACAUCAGACUUAUGAAGCGCAAGGACACAGGUGCCUCCAGGGGGUUUGCAUUUGUGGAGUUUCGCUAUCUCUCCGAAGCGGUUCGGUGGAAGGAACUGACAAAGGGUGUCAUUCAGCUGGGUGACAUUCGUUGCACUCUGCACUACAGCAUUCCCAAGGAAGGCUUUGGCAGCUUGGACCGGGGCGGGAUGAUGGCCCGCACGGACUGGAACUGCAGCAAGUGUGGGGUGAAUAACUUCAGGCGCCGAGACAGCUGCUUCAAAUGCAGUGCCAGCAGAGAAGAUGCUGAAGCGUCAGGCACGGGUGACGGCUACGAUGAGAUCAGCUCUGUGCCUACCAACACUCUUCUUCUGCGGAACCUGGAUGUACUUACGACAGAGGAGCGCGUCCUGGCUGUGCUAGGCCAGACGACCAACGUCCCUAUUAAGAGUCUAAAAGUGGCGCGUGACGCCGCCACAGGUGUGUCACGUGGCUUCUGCUAUGUCGAGCUGCACACCGUCGCAGAGGCUGCGCAGCUGGACGAUCUGUUGCUCAACCUGGGUGGCCAGUUUUACAUUGACGGUCGACAGGUGCUCGUGGCCUACGCACGCAAGCCAAGGACCACUUCCAGUGCGGUAACAGCCAAUGUUGCGAGUGUUGCAUUGGCUGCAGCACAGUGGACAAACCAGCCAGCGACUCCUGGCAGUGCAACUACUACUCAGCAGGCCUCAGUGAAUGUGGCGGCUGCACCAGUGACGUACGGCCCCCAUCCCCCCGAAAGUGGCGUCGCGUCUGCUGCUACUACAGCAGGCCAGACCGUGUCGAGCCUGGGCACGGUGGUCGUGGACGGGGUGAGCUACCCCCGCUACCCCGUUCCCGACGUCUCUACCUACCGGUACGACGAGAAGUCUGGCUACUACUAUGACCCCUCGACGGGCCUGUACUACGAUGCCAACUCGCAUUACUACUACAACUCGGAGGCCCAGCAGUACAUGUACUGGAACAACGAGAAGCAGACCUACUUGCCAGCACCCACGUCGACGGCCACUGCCGCGGGUGCCAAUGCCAACGACCAGGCUGCAGGUGAUUCUGCCAAUGCAGCGGGGGCUGCUGCAGCCGGUGAAGCGGCCGAUGCCAAUGACAAGAACAAGGGGAAAGCCAAAGACAAAGAGGACAAGGUCAAGAUAGCCAAGAAAAUAGCCAAGGACAUGGAACGUUGGGCCAAGACGCUCAACCAGAAGAAGGAGAACGCCAAGCAGGGCCUGGUGGCCUCCGCACAAAGCUUGGCUGACGAGCGGCAAUCGGCGGCGGCCGAUGCGGGCUUUGCCAUUCUCGAGAAGCACCAGACCGUCACUGUGGACCGCAUCGCCUUCGGUGGAAGCCUGCUGCAGCCCUCUGUGCCCGAUAGCCCCUUGGUUGCCGCCGGUGUGACUAGCGCAAGGGAGACGCUGGUGCCCGAGUACGGGGGUGGCUCGGAUUCGGACUCCGAGGCUGAGUCGAACGACGAGAGCCACCUGCUGGACUGGACCAAGCUGGCGUGCCUGCUCUGCAAGCGGCAGUUCCCCUCCCGUGAAGUCCUCUCCAAGCACGUCCAGCUCUCGGGACUCCACAAGCAAAACCUGGAAGCCCUGCGAUUGUCGAAAGGUUCUGGUGGUGCAGAGGGUCAGGCAUACCGAGACAGGGCCCGAGAACGGCGGUUAAAGUACGGCCAGCCCGAACCUCCCGCUGCUGGCACCUUGCGGGACAAGACGGCCAGGGCAGCACCAGCUAUUCAGAGCUACGAGGAGCCCACCAAGCAAGGCAUUGGUGAGGACAACAUCGGCAACAAAAUGCUUAAGGCUAUGGGCUGGUCGGAGGGACAGGGGCUUGGAAAGACCAACGCUGGCACCACUAACAUUGUUGAGGUCCAGCGAAGAGUGGCCAGUGCAGGACUGGGUGUCAGAGGGGCCACGUACGGAGCGACGGCCGGAAACACUUACAAGGAAUCUGUGAAGAAGGCCAUGGCCGCACGGUACAAUGAGCUGAGCUAAUUGGCUGUGCUAGACAUUUGUGUAUUAUAUGUGUAUGUAGAAAUCUGGGUCCGCACACAACCAGGCCCAAGGUGCCAAUAAAAGCAAGGGGUCCAAAA
Rhipicephalus microplus (southern cattle tick) is the source of this 3146-nucleotide messenger RNA. Its product is annotated as RNA-binding protein 5-A. Gene Ontology annotation, biological process: mRNA splicing, via spliceosome. Lineage: Eukaryota; Metazoa; Arthropoda; Arachnida; Ixodida; Ixodidae. Gene Ontology annotation, cellular component: nucleus. The record is from RefSeq and is a predicted model, not a curated record. Gene Ontology annotation, molecular function: RNA binding.